AUGGAUCCUCUUUAUGAACCUAUUUUCUUUGAAAAGAACUCUAAUUCUUCAAAGUUGUCUUCUAAAAAACUGGAUCAUGAAAGCAAUCUUGCUUUAGAUAUGUUAAAACAAGGGUUACCUGAUGAAUUAGCUGAAUCCUUAUAUAUAAACAAAGUUAAAAACAAACCUUUAUUAAUUCAUCCAACAAAUAAGCAUAUAAAUAAUAUACAGGAAAAUGACCCUCGAGAAUCUAGAAGAUUUAAUUAUUUAUCAAAGUUACAUAAUAAAGGUCGUAAAAAAAAACCAAAACCUCUUAGUUCUAGAGAAAAAAGAGCAAUAGGAAUAUAUGAUAUUUCAAAAGAUUCUUGCAAAUACAAUAUUUGGAUCCCUUUAUAUAAUCUUUGGAAAGAAUACAUUAAAGAGAUUAUUGGAUCAGACCAUGUAUUCUCCAUAUCUCAAAAACUUUUAAAAGCAGAUAUGCAUGGUGCUAACAUCAAAGUUGUCCGGUCAAAAUGUCCUUCAAGAGUGGGUAUUGAAGGAAUAUGUAUCAAAGAAACAAAAAAAACGUUUGUUUUAAUUACUAAUAAAAACCAACAAAAAGUUGUACCUAAGGAAAAUUCAGUAUUUAGUAUUCAAGUAGAACAAAUACUUGAUCACACAAAAUCAAAUGCAUCACAGAUUGAAGAAAAUAAACAUAUAAUGGUAUUUGAAAUUAUAGGAUCACAUUUUAUAUGCAGGGCUGCAGAAAGAGUUGGGAAAAAAAUUAAAUCUAAACCAUGUUUAGAAUUAUAA
Molecule: messenger RNA, 771 nt
Organism: Pneumocystis jirovecii RU7
Lineage: Eukaryota; Fungi; Ascomycota; Pneumocystomycetes; Pneumocystales; Pneumocystaceae
Exons: 3
Coding region: 1-771 (256 amino acids)
Biological process (GO): tRNA 5'-leader removal; rRNA processing
Cellular component (GO): ribonuclease P complex; ribonuclease MRP complex
Molecular function (GO): ribonuclease P RNA binding
Source: RefSeq, a predicted model, not a curated record